Molecule: messenger RNA, 1011 nt
Organism: Bufo gargarizans (Asiatic toad)
Lineage: Eukaryota; Metazoa; Chordata; Amphibia; Anura; Bufonidae
Gene: GOSR2
Product: golgi SNAP receptor complex member 2
Exons: 6
Coding region: 123-761 (212 amino acids)
Biological process (GO): vesicle fusion; intra-Golgi vesicle-mediated transport
Cellular component (GO): ER to Golgi transport vesicle membrane; endoplasmic reticulum membrane; SNARE complex
Molecular function (GO): SNARE binding; SNAP receptor activity
Source: RefSeq, a predicted model, not a curated record
CCGGAAGUGAUGACGUGUGCCGGGAAUUGUGGACUAGGCAUAGAAGCGUAGGCAGCUGAUUACCGAUCAAUAAGCAAUCGAUUGCCGAGCUCAGAUUGGUGUGACACACAGGACCUAGAGCCAUGGAGGCUCUUUACCAUCAAAGUAACAAACAUGUCCAUGAAGUUCAGAAUCAGAUGGGACGGCUGGAGUCAUGUGACAAACAGUCUGUACAUAUCCUAGAAAACGAGAUCCAAGCCAGAAUAGACCAGAUUUUUAGUAACCUGGAGCGUCUAGAGAUCUUGUCUAGCAAAGAACCUCCCACCAAGCGUCAGAAUGCCAAAAUGAGAGUCGAUCAUCUGAAAUACGAUGUGCAGCAUCUGCAGACAGCAUUGCAAAACUUUCAGCAUAGGCGCUACGCCCGGGAGCAACAGGAGCGAGAGCGAGAGGAGCUGAUGGCACGGACUUACACCACCAACGAUUCAGAGACCUCAAUACACAUUGAUGAGACCCUCCAAUAUAAUUCCUCCGUCCGUAAUGCACACCAAGGGAUAGACGACCUUCUGGGGAGUGGGACCAGUAUACUGGAAGGGAUGAGGGACCAAAGGAAGACCUUAAAGGGAACCCAGAAAAAGAUCCUGGAUGUUGCAAACAUGCUUGGCCUUUCCAACACGGUUAUGCGGCUGAUUGAGAAGAGAGCGUUCCAGGACAAGGCCAUCAUGAUUGGAGGGAUGCUGCUGACUUGUGUGGUUAUGUUUCUAGUCAUCAAAUACCUGACAUGAGAUGGAGGAUGAACCCUCUGUUCCCUGGACUGCGCCUCAGCCUCCUAUCUGUGCUUUUCCCCACCCCCUCAUCAUAUGCUGUGAAAUCUCGGUAAAGCCACUAAAGAAGAGGAAGGAGGAAAGUAUUUUAAGGAAGAACAGACUUUUAAACAAGACAUUGAAUGCUUAACGAACUAGAGAUGCAGAUGUUCUUAAGUGUAUUUAAUACUUUUCUCAACUGCACAUUGUCUAUUAAAAGUACAUACCGCCA